Hyaloscypha bicolor E is the source of this 744-nucleotide messenger RNA. RefSeq lists its product as uncharacterized. The record is from RefSeq and is a predicted model, not a curated record. Bases 1 to 744 code for a protein of 247 amino acids. The transcript is spliced from 2 exons. NCBI's taxonomy places the organism in Eukaryota, Fungi, Ascomycota, Leotiomycetes, Helotiales, Hyaloscyphaceae.
AUGUCUUCGAACACAGCAACACCAUAUAGUUCCAACUAUGAAUGCGUGUCCGACAAUUGCACCCGACUACUUGCCGCUCAAAUGAUCUCAAAUGCCAAAUCUCCUAUCACGAGCACUUCCUACAUACUCGACAAUGCAUGCGGUCUCGGCACCGUCAGCAAGCAAUUCAAACUGUUGCAUCCACACGCUACAAUCCUAGUAACGGACAUAGCUCCAGGAAUGAUCGACGAAAUUCAGCAAACAAUAAAGGCGAAUGGAUGGAGCAACAUGUAUACCGAAAUACUGGAUGUCCGCGAUCUUUCUACUUUGAGAGAUGAGACGUUCACGCAUGUCAUCACCAAUCUGGGGUUGCCUGUGCCUGGUGACCUAGAAUCUAGCACAAAGAUCGUGAACGAGAUUUUUCGAGACUCAAAGAUAGGAGGAGAAGAUCGAGUCUGGUUGACAGCAUUCUACAACGCAGCACGAGCAGUCCGCCCAAAUGAAACACCCGAUUCGUUCAUAGCACUGAAGCCUGAGAUUCCCCAUGCCUCAUGGAUCAUUGAACAGCUUGAAGAGAGAGGCUCCGGCAACAAUGUGGAAAUCAAGACUUGUGUGACGUACACGAUGGCUACGAGCUUGGAUGAAAUGACGGAGAACAUGAUGCUUGCAAGAGAAAUGUUCUUUUCAAGAUUUACGAAGGAAGGAACUGAGAUUGUGGAACCGAGAUUGUGGAACCUAUUCUCAAGGAAGAGUUGCAGAAAGUGA